Anguilla anguilla (European eel) is the source of this 5330-nucleotide messenger RNA. RefSeq names its product MAX gene-associated protein-like. Lineage: Eukaryota; Metazoa; Chordata; Actinopteri; Anguilliformes; Anguillidae. Gene Ontology annotation, cellular component: nucleus. Gene Ontology annotation, biological process: positive regulation of DNA-templated transcription; regulation of transcription by RNA polymerase II; cell fate specification. Gene Ontology annotation, molecular function: DNA-binding transcription factor activity, RNA polymerase II-specific; RNA polymerase II cis-regulatory region sequence-specific DNA binding. The coding region runs from base 222 to 5330 and encodes 1702 amino acids. The transcript has 15 exons. The record is from RefSeq and is a predicted model, not a curated record.
CGAGGACUCUGACGUCAUUCUCUAGGAGCACGCAUGUGCUUUCCAUCUGGGUGAGUCUGGUUUAGGUGUUUGGAAGCGGGGGAAGAGAGAGACGAAAGUACGCGCCGACUCCAAAACAACAUUGGACAAUGUUUAUGGCCCUUUCUGGACUGGAAAAGAAUGUUGUUUGAAUAAACAGACAGGUGAAGGUGAGGGCCUUGAAUUGAAGAUCUAGCAGUGUCAUGACCUCUGUGGAGAGUGGCGUUGUAAUGGCGGAUGAGGAGGAGGAAGAGGACGAGGAGGUACCUUCUGGUACACCCAGCCCCUCCACUACAACUCCACCCAGCCUCUUCUUCAUCCUGAAGCCGGGGCAGGUCAGCCACGGUGGGCAGGACCAGGACAUCCUCUUAACCAAUCAGGACCGUAGCUCGGCAGCCCCUGGCACCCCGGCCGUAACGGCGCAGGGCCUUCCUCCCAUGACCCCCAAGGGGUCCACUGUAGAGGCUGCAUCCCUGCAGUCGGACCUUUCUGCCACCAGCACCUGCAAAGGUGUGACGGUCACCCUUCGCAAUAGCCACAUGUGGAAUGAGUUCCAUGGCUGCAGGACGGAGAUGAUCCUGACCAAGCAGGGCCGCCGCAUGUUCCCGUACUGCAGCUUCAGCAUUGCUGGCCUGGAGCCCCUCAAGCGCUACGUCAUGGUCAUGGACAUCGCGCCCAUGGACAACAGCCGCUGGAAAUGGAACGGGCGCGAGUGGGAAGCCUGCGGGAAGGCAGAGCCUCAUGUCCUGGACCGCGUGUUUAUCCACCCGGACUCCCCGUGUCUGGGUCAUUGCCUGACCCAGAGCUCCGUGUCCUUCUAUAAGCUGAAACUGACCAACAACACCCAGGACACGGAGGGCCACAUAAUCCUGCACUCCAUGCACCGCUACCUGCCGCGGCUGCACCUGGUCCCGGCGGAAACGGACGACGGCGGCAUCGAGCUCAGCGGCCCCGACGUCGCGACGUUCACGUUUCCGCAAACCGAGUUCAUCGCUGUGACCACCUACCAAAACCUGCGCAUCACGCAGCUGAAGAUCAACUGCAACCCCUUCGCCAAGGGCUUCCGGGAGGAAGGGCCAUUCUCCCAGCUCUCCAGGCCCAGGGCAGAGUCUUCAGACCCCCUCCUCUCCCUGGAGCUCAACAGCUCCGAGACCAGCAACACCAAGCUAAGGGACCUACAGAAAACCUUGCAGUUACUGUUUAGGCCCAGCGAGGACUUGGAUCAGGCUGUGGAGCAGGAGCUUCAGCAAACGGUGUGCACUGGUGCCGAGUUCCUUAAUGGUGUGCAGUCUGUCUUACAAACGGGCAGUGUCAUUAGGGGUGAAAAACGUCCGAGCCCAGCGGUACGCUCCGAGCGGAAUAGCAAGCUGAAGGUGAGAAGGGUCGAUCCCAAGAGGAGAAAUGGCGCGUAUGCAGAGAAGGAGACGGAGCCGGCUGUGGACGACGUCUCUCGGGAAGCGCGGCUGAAGAACCAGUCCUGCAUCGCAGGCGAGGCGACGUCGGCCGUGCGGGUGGACCGCGCGAUGGCCGACAGGCCUUCCCUCGAGGGGCCGACCGCGCCUGAGGCGGACGCCGCCGUCGGCUCGGAGUGCGAGGACCCCUGCGGAACGCCCGCUCUCGGCCUCGCCCCUCGGAGGGAAACGGGUUCCACCGCGAAGGCUAAACCAGCGGCUGUCUCAUCCGAGCCUUUGUCCACGUUCCCCACAUCGUUGUCCCUUUCCCAGAGAUCGUCGCCCGAUUCCCGCGUGUCAUUACACCCAUUCAGCCAAUCACCAGCUGUCCCCGUGCUGACACCUGUUUCCAAGCCAUCGUCAGCACGCAGUGGUAAAGGUGCGAGUUUGCGCAGCCAGGCAACACCAGGCGGAAAGGUAAACCUGGAGGCAGCCACUCCUGGAACAACACCACUCACCUCUGCUUCCACCUGGAAGAGGAAACAGAGGUCUAAGAGAAAGCGUUCUAGAAAGUGUAAGAAGUACGUGAAGAAAUCGGGCGUGAGUGCACAGAAGGUACCAGAGCCACCUGUUGAGGCGGCCAUGCUGCCUGACCUGGAGGAUGUGGAAGGGAUGCUCUUUGUGUCGUUCGUUUCCAAGGAAGCUCUUGGGGCUCAUCUUCAGGACCUACCACUCUGCAGAGAAGGGCAUGUGCCUCUACAGGAACAAACCACUCCAAAAAAAAUAGAAGUAGUGGAGACCUUGGAGGAGAAGAUCGCUCGGCUCCAGGAUCUCCUCCUGCUGGAUCUGCAGAAACUCAAACACAGACAGGUCAUACACACAGUCCUGCAAGAAGUUGGGCUGAAGUUAAGUUUAUUGGACCCGACUCUAGCAAUUGAUCUGCAGUAUUUGGGAGUGCGUUUACCCCUCCCCUUGCCCCUCUUUAGCCCUGAGGAUGACGAGGUCAAUGCUGGCCUUACGCCUUCACCAGAGGGAGCGCCAUUUCUUUCCAGGACAGGGAAAACUAAAGACUUCACAAAAAUUAAAGGCUGGAGAGAAAAGUUUGUCACUUCUGAAAUAUCCCCCUUAAAGCUUUCUGGUUCCCCAGAUGCACAGCCGGGCGCAGGUGCUGACGCAGGUACUGAUGCGGGUGCGGACACAGGGCUGCGGAAUCGUUCGGCCUUCUGCAGCGACAUGCUGGACGAGUACCUGGAGAGGGAGGCCCCGCUGAUGGACAAGCAGGCGGCCGGAGUCUCCGCCCCCAGCUCCCCGCCCCUCGUGCUCUACCAGCUCCCCACGAAGAGCAGCAGCUACAUCCGCCCCCUGCACACCGUGCUCAGCAAGCGGGCCCCCAGACCCGCCCCCCUGCCCGGACUCCCUGUGAAGCCCCUCCCAACGUGCCCCCAGGCCAAACCCAAACCCAAACGUACGGUUGGGCCCGCCUCCGCCAAAGCGCCUGCUCUCGCCGGCGCGAAGGGGCUCCUGCCCGCCGCCUACGGCGCGAAGGCGGCCGCCAAAUCCCCGGCGGCCGCUAAGAAAGCGCCGGCCCCGCCCCCGAGCCCGCCCGCUCCCAAGCCCCGCCCCCCGGAGGCCGGCGCGAAGCCGGACUACACCGCGGCGAGGCGCGCGCUCGCCAAAGUGAUGCUGAAGCUCAUGGACCUGGAGGACAGGGCAUUGUGGGAAGGCUAUCGCCAGACCACCGUCACCAAUGAGAGGGCAGAGCGGGCUCUGGCUGCUCUGCUGACCGCACAGGGCACUUUGAAGAGGAGCAGAGGGCACGCCAAGCCCCACCCGCGGUGGAGCCCCCCCUGCAGGCGGGCCUUCUGCCGGCUGGGCUGCGUGUGCGCCAGCCUGGCCAAGGGGCGGCGGGUGGUCACGCACUGCCGCAAGCCCGCCUGCAUGUUCGGCUGCUCCUGCCUCAAGCACAAGAUGGUUCUCGUCAGACCCUCCCUGACGAGCCCCCCUGAGCCCGAGCGGGGAGACCUCAUUGGCCAGAAAGCAUCAGGAGAGGCGUUUCUAUUAAACUCUGAGCCUAAACAGGUCGACCUCAUUGGCCAGAAAGCACCAGGAGAGGCGUUUCCCUCAAACUCUGCGCCUGAGCCGGGUGACCUCAUUGGCCAGAAAGCAUCAGGAGAGGCGUUUCCAUCAAACUCUGAGCAGGGUGACGUCAUUGGCCAGAAAACACCAGGAGAGGCGUUUCCCUCAAACUCUGAGCCUGAGCAGGGUGACCUCAUUGGCCAGAAAGCAUCAGGAGAGGCGUUUCCAUCAAACUCUGAGCCUAAACAGGGCGACCUCAUUGGCCAGAAAGCACCAGGAGAGGCGUUUCCCUCAAACUCUGAGCCUGAGCAGGGUGACCUCAUUGGCCAGAAAGCACCAGGGGAGGCGUUUCCAUCAAACUCUGAGCCUGAGCAGGGUGACCUCAUUGGCCAGAAAGCACCAGGAGAGGCGUUUCCAUCAAACUCUGAGCCUAAACAGGGCGACCUCAUUGGCCAGAAAGCACCAGGAGAGGCGUUUCCAUCAAGCUCUGAGCCUAAACAGGGUGACCUCAUUGGCCAGAAAGCACCAGGAGAGGCGUUUCCAUCAAGCUCUGAGCAUAAACAGGGCGACGUCAUUGGCCAGAAAGCACCAGGAGAGGCGUUUCCAUCAAACUUUGAGUCUGAGCAGGGUGGCCUCGUUGCCUUGGAAAUGAGAGAUGACGAUUCCACAUCGUAUUGCAAGAGGAAGAAGAAGAAGAAAAAGAAAAAGAAAAAGAAAAAAAAGAGGAAAAGAGAAAGACUAUCGUACGCCAUAUUGGAGGCGGAGACGGAGGUGGAGUUGGAGGUGGAACUGCCGGUUCACCUGCACCGGCUGUGGAACAGGAAGGCGGGGGAGGUGGAUGCGGAGCCCCUGUACGUCCCGACGCCCGUCCGCUUCGAUGCGCCGCUGCCCUCGGCCGACUUCCGCGUCCCCAAGCCCGCCACUUUCAGGACUUACGUGCCCCGCCCGAACCCUGUGGUGCGCGACGAGGACAAGGAUCCGGUGUACCUGUACUUCGAGAGCAUGAUGACGUGCGCCCGAGUGCGCGGCUACAUGAGCAAGCCUCCUCCCGAGCGGCCCCUGUGCUACUGCAAGUCAGUCCUCUGCAGCGGGAAGGAGGACGAUCCGUACCAUUACUCCGUCCACCUGACAGCAGAAAGGAGGCCGCCCAAAGACAAGGCGCGGGCCCCGGAGCCCCGGCAGGCCCCGGAGGAGCCGCGGCGGACGCUGGAGGUCCUGUCGGAGUGCGACUGGGAGUCGGAGCGGGGCCCCGUCCUGGCCGCCGUGUGCCAGCGGGCGGCGCAGGGCGACCUGGCGCGGCCCUUCCGCGUCGGGGCCUUCCUCGUCCGGCCCUUCGGCCCCGCCCUCGGGCGGGAGGGCGACGCCGGCCCCGUCGCCCACAAGGUGCUCAUCAGCCGCGGGAGGGGAGGGGAGAGCCCCCCCUCCGACCGGCGCGAGGCGCCGAGGCGGGACAGGGCGGCGAAGGGCUUCCCCUUCUGGUCCGACGUCCUGCCCGCGGGCCUCCUCAGCGCCAAGAAGAAGCAGCCCGGCCUCCCCGCCAAAGGGCUCAUCGAGGUCAACGGGAAGUCUUACUCCCAGGCCAAGGUGCAGCUGGGCCAAAUGGGCGCGCUGCACAUGACCAGCCGCCUGGCAGCUUACCUCACCGGCCGAUGGCAGCCGGCCAAUCAGAAGAGGCCCGUCAAGGCUCCGCCCGUCUCCAAAUUAACCGGACGCGGCGGCCACGAGAGCCCCGCCUCGCCGCCUGCUUGUCCCGCCGGCACCGCGACCCUUGGGUCCGCCAUCGCGGCCCUCGGCACCAGCGGGCCUGGUUUCCAGCCCCUGGUUUACCUCUUUGUUUCGGGCUGA